Molecule: messenger RNA, 1935 nt
Organism: Larimichthys crocea (large yellow croaker)
Lineage: Eukaryota; Metazoa; Chordata; Actinopteri; Sciaenidae
Product: far upstream element-binding protein 3-like
Exons: 18
Coding region: 285-1919 (544 amino acids)
Biological process (GO): regulation of DNA-templated transcription
Molecular function (GO): RNA binding
Source: RefSeq, a predicted model, not a curated record
GAAAGCAGUUCGGACUUGCGGUUCGGUUCCGCUCACUUUGUCCGGGCUGACACGCUCCGGGACUUAGUUUAGGGGGAGUUUGUGGAGCUGUCAGCCCGGGACCGGUGGAGCAGGAGGUGGAGGAGCUGGACAGAAGUUUGGACACACGUGUCACUGAGGCAGCAGACAACCUGUUGGACCGCGAGGACAGGGGGACACUUCACCGUCCUCAGGCCGGGAGGGGGGCACCGAACCCGGCCGUGGAGCCGCGGUCCGGCCCCCCCUCCCCCGACAGGCUGUUUACUAUGGUGGGAAAGAUGGGUGGAGAAACCAUGUCCCACCUCAACAGCGCCUCAGGAAGUGUCGAGCCCUCGCUGUACUACCCCGGCCAGAAACGACCAGGAGAGGACGGAGUAGGUAACCAGCUAGCAGCCAUGGGGCAUCAGAGCAGGGUAAUCACAGAGGAUUACAAGGUCCCCGACAGGAUGGUUGGCUUCAUUAUUGGAAGAGGAGGAGAACAGAUCACCAGGAUCCAGCUCGAGUCCGGCUGCAAGAUCCAGAUUGCUGCUGACAGCGGCGGCCUCAUGGAGCGGCCAUGUUCCCUGACUGGAACGCCUGAGAGCAUCGAGCAGGCAAAGCGGCUUCUCGUCCAGAUCGUGGAUCGCUGUAGAAACGGUCCGGGUUUCCACGGCGACGGGGAAGGUGGCGCCUCGGUGCAGGAGAUGCUGAUCCCAGCCAGUAAGGUGGGGCUGGUGAUUGGCCGAGGUGGAGACACCAUCAAACAGCUGCAGGAGAGGGCGGGGGUGAAGAUGAUGAUGAUCCAGGACGGUCCGAUGCCGACAGGAGCUGACAAACCUCUCCGCAUCUCUGGAGACCCGUACAAAGUUCAGGCAGCAAGGGAGUUGGUGUUGGAGGUGAUCCGGGAGAAGGACGGAGACUUCAGGUCGGGACGCAACGACUUCAGCUCCCGACUGGGAGGAACCAACCUGGAUUCUGUCCCUCUGCAGGUCCCAGUACCGAGGUUCGCCGUCGGCAUCGUGAUCGGCAGGAACGGAGAAAUGAUCAAGAAGAUCCAGAACGAUGCAGGAGUCCGGAUCCAGUUUAAAGCAGAUGAUGGCAUCAGCCCGGAGCGUGUUGCCAUGGUGAUGGGUCAGCCAGACCGCUGUCAGCAUGCCGUCCACCUGAUCAAUGAGCUCAUCCAGACCGCACAGGAGCGUGAUGGUUUUGGCUCCGCCCUGCGGAGUGGGAGGGUCAGAGGUCGUGGUGAUUGGACCAUGGGCUCACCUGGUCCGCUACAGGAAGUGACAUACACCAUUCCUGCUGACAAGUGCGGCCUGGUCAUCGGCAAAGGUGGAGAAACCAUUAAGAGUAUUAACCAGCAGUCUGGAGCUCACGUGGAGCUGCAGAGGAACCCGCCUCCCUCCACUGACCCCAACACUCGGGUCUUCACCAUCAGAGGCACCGCCCAGCAGAUGGACCUCGCCCGCCAGCUCAUAGACGACAAGAUCGGGGGUUCAGGUAUUAUGAGUAACGGAGGCUUCGGCUUCAGUCCCUUCACCCAGGGCCCGGCUACACACCAGAACUGUGGCAGUGGUCAGACCUUCUUGACCGGCGUUUGGGGAAACACCUAUCAGACCAGCUGGCAGAACCCUGGACAACAAGACCCUGGUCACAGUAUGGCUCAGACAGGACAGAUGGACUACUCUAAAGCAUGGGAGCAGUACUAUAAGAAGCUAGGUCAGCAGAGUCAGCCUCAGAGCUUGAUGACAGACUACAGUAAGGCCUGGGAGGACUACUACAAGAAACAGAGUCAGUCGUCUCAGCAGAGUUCGGUGCCAGACUACACUGCAGCGUUAGCAGAAUACUACAGACAGCAGCCCUACCUGUGGAACCCCGCCCAGAUACAGGUAACACACAGGAAGCCCCGCCUUCACCUGUAGCUCACCUGUCCCCGUA